AUGGCAGGCUUCGACUUCUCCAACUACAAUCGCAACGCGGCUCUGCACGCCAAAGGUGUGCCUCUCCCGAAAGCAACAAGUACUGGUACAACAAUCGUAGGUUGUAUCUUCGAUAAUGGCGUUGUGAUUGCUGCAGAUACCAGAGCUACGAGUGGUCCUAUAGUCGCAGACAAGAACUGCGAGAAACUACACUACAUCGCCCCCAAGAUCUGGUGUGCUGGAGCCGGUACAGCUGCAGACACCGAAUUCACCACCGCCCUGAUUAGCUCCAAUGUCGAACUGCACGCUCUGUCGACGGGCCGGCCCCCACGAGUAAUCACCUGCAUGACCAUGUUGAAGCAGCACCUCUUCCGAUACCAGGGACACAUCGGCGCCUAUCUGGUCGUCGCAGGCGUUGAUCCGACAGGCGUCGGUCUUUUCACCGUCCACGCCCACGGUUCAACCGACAAGCUCCCCUACGUUACCAUGGGCUCUGGCUCGCUGGCCGCCAUGUCUGUUUUCGAGUCGAUGUGGAAACCGCAGCUGAACCGCGAAGAGGCUAUCGCUCUGGCUUCGGAAGCUAUCAAAGCCGGUAUCUUCAACGACUUGGGCUCCGGUAGCAACGUUGACGUGUGCGUCAUCCAGAACGAUAAGCCCACGCAGCUACUGCGCAACUACAUCAAGCCCAACGAGCGUGGUGAGAAAGAGCGCAACUACCGCUUCCCUAAGGGCACAACGGCCUACCUGAACGAGAAGAUCAUCAGCAAAGAGGACAUGAGAAAAUAUGUGACUGUGGAGGAUGUCUCUGGGGAUCCAAAUCUCAUGGAGGUAGAUUCGUGA
This is a messenger RNA of Aspergillus thermomutatus, 819 nucleotides long. It is a transcript of the gene pup1, whose product is annotated as proteasome core particle subunit beta 2. The record is from RefSeq and is a predicted model, not a curated record. The transcript is spliced from 3 exons. Gene Ontology annotation, cellular component: proteasome core complex. Gene Ontology annotation, molecular function: threonine-type endopeptidase activity. Lineage: Eukaryota; Fungi; Ascomycota; Eurotiomycetes; Eurotiales; Aspergillaceae. Bases 1 to 819 code for a protein of 272 amino acids.